Molecule: messenger RNA, 1928 nt
Organism: Andrographis paniculata
Lineage: Eukaryota; Viridiplantae; Streptophyta; Magnoliopsida; Lamiales; Acanthaceae
Product: monodehydroascorbate reductase, chloroplastic/mitochondrial
Exons: 17
Coding region: 138-1670 (510 amino acids)
Cellular component (GO): cytoplasm
Molecular function (GO): flavin adenine dinucleotide binding; oxidoreductase activity, acting on NAD(P)H
Source: RefSeq, a predicted model, not a curated record
AUAGCCAGAUCGCCGGCGAAAUCAGCCGCCGUUGCUGACGUCACUUUCACAUUAUUCUGCUGCAGUCGCUCACAAUCUGGUGUCUCUUGAGCGAUGGAAAGGUUCCACCACUUUUUUGCAUUAAUUAAUUGAAUCAGAUGAUCAACCCUAGGUGUACAAGUACAUCACGACUCCGCAUCACGAUGGCCAGUGCAGUUCGUAGAGCAACAAUGGCUAGCAGUUCGAAUUUGAUUUCGCUGAAGCACGGCCUUUCCCUGUGGUGUCCUCGGAUAGCUUCGGGAAAUCAAAGCUCUCGGUCUUCUCCUAUGGCUACCGCAAGCUUCCCUAGAAGAUUUACUGUUUCGGCUGCCUCUUUCGCUAAUGAAAACAGAGAAUUUGUUAUAGUAGGAGGUGGAAAUGCGGCCGGUUAUGCUGCUCGGACUUUUGUGGAUCACGGAAUGGCUGAUGGAAAGCUUUGCAUUGUCUCCAAAGAGGCAUAUGCACCUUAUGAGCGUCCAGCAUUGACAAAAGGUUACUUAUUUCCUUUGGAUAAAAAACCAGCACGUCUUCCGGGUUUCCAUACUUGUGUUGGCUCUGGAGGUGAAAGGCAAACACCUGACUGGUACAAAGAGAAAGGAAUAGAGACACUGUAUGAAGAUCCAGUGGCAAAGAUUGACACUGAAAAGCAAACAUUGACGACAAAUUCAGGAAAGUUACUCAAAUAUGGAUCCCUAAUAAUUGCUACUGGAUCCACCGCCACAAGAUUGCCGGAUAAGAUUGGAGGAAAUUUGCCUGGUGUUCAUUAUAUUCGAGAUGUUGCAGAUGCUGAUGCACUGAUAUCAUCUUGGGAAAAAGCAAAGAAAGUCGUUGUGGUGGGUGGUGGUUACAUUGGUAUGGAAGUUGCUGCUGCAGCCGUCGGUUGGAAACUUGACACAACUGUCAUUUUUCCUGAAGAACAUGUUAUGAAAAGACUCUUCACUCCUUCUCUGGCUCAAAAAUAUGAAGAACUAUACCGAAAUUACGGUGUCAAAUUCGUAAAGGGCACAUCUAUGAAGAACAUCGAAGCUGGAUCAGACGGACGUGUAGCUGCCGUCAAACUUGAGAAUGGCUCUGUCAUCGAAGCUGACACGGUUGUCGUAGGAAUCGGAGCAAAACCUGCUGUUAAUCUGUUUGAAAGUGUCGGUUUAAAUCACACCGUAGGAGGAAUAGAGGUCGAUGGGCAGUUCAGAACAAAGAUACCUGGAAUAUUUGCAGUCGGGGAUGCCGCAGCUUUCCCCUUGAAGAUAUAUGAUCGAAUCACUCGGGUUGAGCAUGUCGACCACGCUCGUCAGUCUGCUCAGCAUUGUGUUAAAUCCCUACUAACUGCAAACUCCGCCACGUACGAUUAUCUCCCUUAUUUUUAUUCUCGAGUAUUUGAAUACGAAGGAACCCCGAGGAAAGUAUGGUGGCAAUUCUUCGGGGACAACGUUGGUGAGACUGUCGAAAUUGGGAAAUUUGAUCCAAAAGUCGCGACUUUCUGGAUUGACUCAGGAAAACUGAAAGGAGUUCUUCUCGAAAGCGGGAGUCCAGAGGAGUUUCAACUGCUCCCUAAACUUGCCAGAGAUCAGCCUUCCAUCGAUAAAACGAAGUUGCAGAAAGCAUCCACAGUCGAGGAAGCGCUGGAUAUCGCAAGAGCUUCGCUCGAAUCGUAAGUCGAGCUUCGACAUUUUCGCGCCCAGUGGUAUGUCUCUCUCUUGUAGCUUUGCAUCAAAAUAAGAAAAAAUUUAAACUCUUUUUAAUAAUGUAGUAAUAAAUAAGGAAACAAAAAAUUCCUAAACUCUUUAAAUUUAAAAUUCCCUCCUGAAUUCCAUCUUAUAGAUACCGAGUUAUUUUCAUUGUUAUAACAUGUGAGAUGUGUACUUUUAAGUAUACGGGGUAUUUUCGAUUUUUUAAAAUAUUUUGGAAUUUUU